Messenger RNA from Rotaria sordida, 462 nucleotides. NCBI's taxonomy places the organism in Eukaryota, Metazoa, Rotifera, Eurotatoria, Philodinida, Philodinidae. The record is from the annotation of a GenBank genome assembly.
AUGUUUGGAGCAUUAUUAGUGAUUAUGUUACAUGAAUUUUUUCAUGUUUUACGUUGUACAACAAUAGAACAUGCAUUCAAUCCAUUUUAUGAACGAACACCACCUCGAAAAAUUCCAUCACGUCACAAUAUAGAAAUGGCUGAAGGUGGUAAACAAUUAGAAGAUUGUUUAUUUGGUAUUGUAUGCGAAAGUGUUGGUUAUCUCGAUGGAGAAUUUUUAUUAAAUUCUCAAAAUUGGAUUAAUCAUGAUCAUGAAGAAUUUAAAGAAAAAUUUAAUGAUGCAAGAACACGUGAUUUACAAGAAAAUAAAAAACAUAAUCGAUGGAUUAUACCAUGUAAAUCUCAUAUAAUUCAUGAUGAUACGGAAACGCACGUUCCAACAACAACAACAACAACAUCUUCAAAACGAUGGACAAUACCUCGAUGUGCAUUGUCAACACCGUUCUCUCGCAUUGAACAAUAG